Messenger RNA from Toxorhynchites rutilus septentrionalis, 1075 nucleotides. RefSeq lists its product as uncharacterized. Lineage: Eukaryota; Metazoa; Arthropoda; Insecta; Diptera; Culicidae. The transcript has 3 exons. The coding region runs from base 8 to 565 and encodes 185 amino acids. The record is from RefSeq and is a predicted model, not a curated record.
AUUCAAGAUGUUCGCGUUUGUAUGUUUCGUCAUAGUCUUUACUGUUACAACUAUUCGCGGAAACUGCGAUAGCAGUUUAUCGGUUGAUCUCCUUGAUGGGUGUAUUUUCAAUUCGCUGCUGGCAUGCGUGGAAAAAUGUGGCUGGGUGCUUUCGAGGGAAAUUUGUGGCCAAUCGGUCGACGCAGAGUCAUUCGACGUUCCUCCCGUGAUUUAUUUCGAUUUCGCUGAUCCGGAUAAACUGUAUAUGCUUAUCUUCAUCGGUUUGGGCGGAUCCCGAGAAGAAAGCAAACCUACUCUGUUGUGGGCUGUGAUGAAUAUACCGGGGUCUGCCUUGAUACAUGGGAUGACUUACAUGGAUGGCGACACUGUUAUGGACUAUAUCGCACCGGUCCCCUGGAUGAACGAGCAUCGCUUUGGGUUCUAUCUGUAUGAGCAGCUCGACGGAAUCAGCUAUCCACCAAUGCAGAGCGGUCAUGGAGAACUCGAUUUGGCCGACUGGAUUAAUUCGAUUUACCCCAAGGGAACACUUUGUGGCCCAAUCGCUUCGAUUGGGUUCAAGGCGUAGAGACUUAUAUGAUGUGAGUGUUCACCGAUUGCCGAUGUCCCGAAAUGCAAGAAUCGAGGAAUUUUCUUGGCACAAUUUAUUGACAACAAGGAAUGGAAGUGUACCGGCAGAUAAGAACUGUGUUGCCACGGCGUCGCUGCCAGCGUGCAGCAGCAUAUCUCGGGAGUGCAAAAUUUAUAUAGACAUCAUGUGCAUAACUAAGCUGUGACCAAUAAACGUCACGUACACGAAGGAUGGCUGUUUAACAAGUUUAUCAGAGAAAUUCGAGGGUCCACAACUAGGAAGGGUAGUGAACCGGCGGAUCCAUUCAGCAGUCAAUUUUCCCUCUCUACACUUUCUUCAAUUGUCCUGCUGACGACACAACGACUACACCGACGACGACGAUCAGGUCCGAGGCCAUUAUUUAAUGUUGAGGAAAUAAUGUGCAACGAGAAAUGUCAUGCGAAACGAGCAGAGAUAAGAUUUGCUUCUUGCAUACGAUCGACAACGUCGGCGUUUACAUGCGCGAUA